Messenger RNA from Siniperca chuatsi (mandarin fish), 2638 nucleotides. RefSeq names its product cilia and flagella associated protein 99 (gene cfap99). The record is from RefSeq and is a predicted model, not a curated record. The coding region runs from base 237 to 2207 and encodes 656 amino acids. The transcript is spliced from 15 exons. NCBI's taxonomy places the organism in Eukaryota, Metazoa, Chordata, Actinopteri, Centrarchiformes, Sinipercidae.
AACGAUUGGACAUGGCAACGGUUCGCGCUGAAAACAAGCCGCUCCGUGAAUUUUCUUGGAAACAUUUACUUUUUAUGAAUAUAUGUAUCUUUUAAUAGCAACCACUUAGGUCGCUCUCUCACAGUUUAAAUUUUUACACAAUCUAUGCGUGAGUAUUGACGAUAUAAACUGUAUUUCUGCGGGCUUUUCUGCCAGCGAAGAUCAGUUUCCACCAGCCUUCUGCAGGUCGACAUAAAAUGUCAUCAAGCUAUGGCUCACUUGUCAAGGAGGCCAUUGUGCUACUCGAUAAGUUCAUCGCUGGCAGACAAUGUCUGGAUGACUUCAUGGAAGAUGUUUCAAAGGAUCUGCAGAACAUGGAUACUCUGCAUAAGAAGUUCAUACUUGAUGUUGUUUCUGGAUGUACUGAGCACAAAAAGUUACUGGACGUAGUUAUCAAUGUCUUCUAUGGCCAGAAUGGGAAAUGCUUAUCCAGAGGUGAUCGCAGCCAGUUUGUCAUUAUCUGUUACCUCGCCACGUUUGCUCUUGAUGAUCUUGGACUUCAGCGUUUUAGCAACAUUGUCAAAUCUCUGGACAUCAAGAAGAUGCACACAUUCCUGACUUUCUUCUUCACAAACCUCACCACCUGGAUACAACAAGAGUGGAAUGAUAUUUAUGAUGCAGCCUAUGUGGAGAAACACUGGAUAGGCCCUCUGCUAAGAUGGCGCCCUGAGAUCGAUAUUCUCAUGGACCAGCUGGCUGUCAAAAUGUCUCGAGGGAGUCAGGUCAAGAAAGCUCAGAUCAAAACGACUGAGCCCCAGGAGUUCUCUCUCACCAAACCUAAACCUCCCCCUCUACCUAUGCCUGAGCUCAUUCCACAGCAGGAAAAAUGCAAACCAGUACCAAAUAGCACAUACAGGGCUCCAAAAGAGAUGCAGAUGAUAGAGGAGCUCAAACAAAAGAACCAUCAAAAGUCUGAGGAACUGCUCUAUGAGGCAAACAUAAAACAGUUCAGAUGUGUAAAUCCAAAGAAGUCGGAACACACCAAGAAAGUGACGCCUGUGGUUAAGGAGGACUUUGAUUCAAAACUCAAGUUCAAUUCAUUUAAUUCCUCUGAAUCUCCUUCCAGUAAUAAGAGUAACAGCUGGUCCAUCAAGCUCAACAGUGCAGCCAUCCUGAGGCAGGGGGCGCUAUAUGACCGCCAGGUGGAGGAGGAGCUGCAAAGAAUGGAGCGUCUGGUGGAGGGGGCACGUGAGCCCUCGUCUUUCCUGCAGUGGCAGAAGGAGAUGCGUGAGAAGGACCUUCAGGAGGAGCUGGCCAAGAUUGAGCGCAGGCGUCUGGAGGGACGCAUCAGUUAUGAGGAGGCAGCUAUGGCCCGCACACGCAUAAUGGAACGCAACCAGAAGACUGCUCAGCUGAAGAAAGAAGAGACAGCUCAGCUGAUGCGGAGAUAUGCUGAGAAAAGGUUGCAGGAGGAAAAAGAAAUGAGAGACUUGGUGCAACAAGUGGCAGAGGGCCACAAGAACUCAAAGACAGCUAAAGAGAAGUUACAGAAGUUCAAGCAAAGUAUAGUGAAAGAAGUCUCAGAGCAAGGUCGAGAGCUCCUUCGUCAAGCACUAGAGGAAGCACAGGCAGAGCUCAGCAGGAAAUUUGAAAUCAUCCAUGAAAUCCGUGCCAUUGAAUCGCUUCCUCACAUUAGAGUCGGGAAUUUUGACGACACGGAGACUGCAGGCCACAAGCUGCUGGGAGAGAUGUCCCUGGCCGAGCUGAAGGAGCGGCUGGCCCUCCUGAAGGAGGCGCAGCAAACAGAGCAGCAGGAGAAACGGGAGCACAUCCUGGAGGAGAAGCAGAACAAGAAGCAGCUGCUGUUGGAGCAGCUGGACACCAUCGACCUCCACAGGAGAGCGCUGGCACAGGCUGCUGCCAUCAGGAAAGGGGAGAGGAAAGCCAGGCUGGGUUUUCAGCAGUCGGUGACUCAGGAUAUGACAGUUUUGGCUCUGCAGAGGAAGCUCGAAGAGAAAAAACAUGAGCGCCAAAGACUGAAGCAAAUUGAAAGCAAGAAGGCCAAAACCUCUAAACAGGCAGCAGCGCACACUGUUAGACACACAGAGACGCACAACAGAAAAGGCUUGAAGGAGAACAGCUGGGAGGAAUUGGAGCUGAGCUUAGAGCGUCAUAUCCAGAAGGACACUCCAUAUGUUGUUUCUCCAACGGAAACACUCAAGACAUAAAUAUGUGCAACAUGCUCCACAGGCCUAUGAAAGUUUCAUUUUAGAUCAGAAAGAUUGUUAGUUAAAUUUGUUGCAAGAAAUUUGUGGGAUAAUUAGCUUUUCAUCUUUUAUUAUAUUCUUAAUUUCACACAUUUUGCAUUAAAAUUGCUGUGAAAAUGUUUUGAGUGCCACUAUGAUUUAUUUCCAUGAAUAAGCUGAUUAUUAUUUUCUUUUAUUACUUUUGGAUUCCCUGUGAGUGAGAUUAUCCAGGAUUGUUUAUCUUGACCUAUGACGUUUAGUCUACUUGUAACAUAAGUGUUAAUUGUUGCCCUGAGGUUUGUUGUGUCCCGUAAAUGCCAAAGUAAAUUCCACCCACCUGUGAAUGUAGCAUGAAAAGGGAAGUGGGUUUUCAACUCGUGACUUGUGAAAAAAACGUCUCUUCCCCAAAACAA